Molecule: messenger RNA, 5022 nt
Organism: Belonocnema kinseyi
Lineage: Eukaryota; Metazoa; Arthropoda; Insecta; Hymenoptera; Cynipidae
Exons: 13
Coding region: 361-4557 (1398 amino acids)
Source: RefSeq, a predicted model, not a curated record
AAGUCUGACUGGAGGCUGUAGUGCAAUUUAAUUUGCAUUUUAUUCCUAGGACUUUGGGAAAACUUCGUGGGAAUUUGCAAAUGACGCAUUAUAUGGGGAAGCCCAUAUGCGAUGACUAUUACACCAAAAUCUUAAAGUGGCGAAGUAGAUGAUCUCCAUAAAGGACAAAACACUAAAUCCCAUGAAAAGACCAAGAAGACCACCAAUAUUAGCUGAAACACAAUAAAUUGUUAUUUAAAUACAGUUUAUUUUUGACUGGAUCCACUUGAAAGCGUACAGCUCCGUAGGGUCUCCAUGGUACUGAAUCUGGUGGCGUAUUAGAACUAUACCCAGUUUCGGGGGUCCAAUCAAUUAUCGGAAAUGGACAAACCAAUGUUAAACCAGAGCCCGAACAGAAACUUGGUAAAUGAAGAUGCAGCGGAUCUUGAUUGGGAGAAGGAGCAUAUUGUUUCUCAAAAACUCAGAGACGAAAUGGAAUCUAUGUGGGAGAUUCCACAAAUUUUUCACUUUCUUCAGCUGACUAAAGAAUCAUUCAAUAUUACUCAUUUAUCAAUGUAUGAGAUGGAAAGGAUGUUCAUCAUGCCAAAAGCUUCAAAACAGUUGGCUAGUAUUAUGACCUGCUUGCUGAGCUCUCCAAACUUAAAGUCAAAACUUCAUCAAAUACCACCUAUGCCAUACGAAUUUUGGACUAAUGUUUUGAUGCACAAAGUUAGAAGUUGGUUCAAAAUAUAUCAAACGAAGCACAAAAAUACUGUUAAGGUUUUCGAGGCAAUAGGAGUGGAGCCUGAGUUUUGGAAUAUUUUUACUAAUAUUUCUUGUAUUGAUGAAAAAGAUUUUGAGAAAUUAUCUUUGAAACAGAGAGUGUGGUUACUGAAAACCCUAUGUGACACAAUUAUGCAUACUAGAAAAACUGUUCAAGAAGAGUUGUCAAAACAACCAUGGGAAAAUAAAAUGGAAUCGAUUCUUGGGAUAGACAGGAAUGGUGCUAGAUAUAUUUACUUUCCACAGUUUCUACAAAAUAAUCUUCGAGUAUAUCGGCAUUGCUUGGACAAUAAAAUAUUGUCAACGGUGAAGUCGCCUGCUAGUAUAGAUCAACUAAGUUGGGAAGUAAAGGAAGAUAAUGCAGUUAACUGUUCUUCUGGUAAAGCAGUGCGCAAUAAAAGGAGAAAAUCUCGCUGGAGAAAUGGUACUUUACCACAUAAAGGAAAGAAAAGAAAAGAAAGAGAAAAGAGACGAAAAUAUGAUAAAUUAGGAGACAGCUCUUGCAGUAAUGGUGCGGUCUUUAAUUUAUUGACUAAUCGAAAUAGGAAUUUCAAUGAAUCAACCAGUUUCGGUAACAAUAAUAAUAUUGAUUGUAAUCUGAUUACUCCAACAUGUUCUAGAAGCAUGUCCAAGACUUCAGUAGAAAAUUCGAGUGAAUUUAAGUGGAGUUCAGUUACACCAAGCAGAUAUGAAAUAAGCAAAUCCAUUAAUAUAAAAUAUCUUGAAAACGAAAUGUUGAAAGGAUUUAAAAGUGAGUAUGAAGAAGAAUCGAAUAGUAUGAAGGUAAUCUGUGAAAUUUUACAUGAAUUGACUUCAAAAAUUGAAAGAAACCUGGAUGGUUUAGAAAAAAAUACAACAAAUUCUGGCACUCGUUUAUCAGAGGAGAAGAUGUUACAGAAUUCAGAAUAUUACUCUCAGAAUGUUAAUAAAAUUAUCUCAAAAAAAGCAUCGAUAAUUGAUGUUGAAAUUGAAAUGGCACAGGUAUCGGUUCCUUUAAAAUUUGGUAAUGACAAGUUGCCUAAAAUAAUGUCUGCAGACAAAGAUGAUGACAUAGGAAAUGAAGAUCUUCAGAACGAUGAAGUAGGUUUGGACAAGUGGUUGAACGCUUUGACAAAAAAAAAGCUAAUAGAAGCUGGAAAAGAAAUAACUGGAAACUACCAAACAGAUAAGGAAAGCGAAAAUAAAUGUAGUAAGUCGAUUAAGAAAGAAUUAAGGUGUAAUGCUGUAAGAACUGGAAAACUACUUUCCGAAAUUAAACAAUACAAUGAAACUGCAAACAAUGUUGAGAGUGAAUACGAAGCAUCUUUAAAAGAAUUGAGGGAUGCAUUGAUUAAUGAAGCAUCUCUUGAUGAUUUUUCCAGCCCUGAAGACUUUACUAAUGGAAGUUAUAACUUUCGAAAAAUCCCAAAUGUGAGGAAAAACUCUUGGAAUGUAGCUGUCGAAGAUUUUAAUGAAAUGUUAACUGAUCUUAGUAUAUCAAAUUUUGAAAUUGUAGCAAAUAGUGUGGAAACGUUGAGAAAUUUCAUUGAAGAUUUUUCUCAUAAAGAAAAUGAUUCAGCUAAAAGUAAUAACGAUAUGAAUACUUUUAUACCUAUUUGCGAAGUAAAUCUAAUAAGAAAAAUGUCGGACUUACUUAAAUCUGUAGAAAGUAUGGAGACGUCAUUAAAAGAUUCCACGAAGAAAGCAAGAUCAAAAUUGCAGAGAGAAUGGCUCAACUUUAAAAAUGGCGCUAUAGAGGAAAAAGUAUCUUCUGAUGAGACUAGUAUCACCUCUAAUUGGUGGAUUUUUGGUUCACAAGGUUCUACAUUGGCAUAUAAUAAAGAAGCAACCUUGCACACUAUGUCUCAUUCCGUCUUAUCUCCAUCCGGUUGCCAAAACCAAAUUGAACAUUCUGACAGCGAAUGCGAUAAACUAGCUGUGCAUCAAGUCCAAAAACAAAAACCUAAAUUCAACGAAGAAGAAGAGGAUGAUUGCAGGAGAAAAGGUAUUCGAAAUUUUAACAAUAGGAAAGAAAGAGAGCAAGAGGAAACCGAAGAUGGCGAAGGCGAAUCAGAAGAAUUAAAACAGCAAACGAAGAGGGUUCUGCGAGCGCGAGGCAUCUCCUCGUAUACCGAACAACCACUCUCAGAUAAUAGCGAAGCAGAAGAGCUGGAGAGGUGGACCGACCUUGAGGCUAUCUACUCGGUUCCAAGCGUACAGAUGAGUCCAUCAUCUCCUCAUGCUCUUCCACAAUCAAAAAAAUGUGAUAAACGUUCGGAUACGGAGGACUCUGAUCAAGAGUGGAUUUUACCAAGCUCCCGUAAAAAGAGAAAUAAGCGUCCGUCUGCCAGCCGAAGGUUAAAAUCAUUCCAAAAUAAACUUCAAACUAUUAAGGUGAACUCCAAUCUAUGUUCGACGCCAAAUACUGCAUCAUUCGAAGUUGCAGAUGAAAAGGAUAACUCAAAUCGAUCGACCGAGCUGGAUACCAAACAAGAAAUACAGUCGAAUAUUUCUGAAAAUCGGAAUGCAUCUACUUCGCGUCCUAUGAAUGAAUCGAAAACUGUAAAAAACGAGAGUUCUAAAAAAAUUGUACCUUCCGGAAGUAUGAUUUGUAAAGUUGAAUGCGUAGACAGCGUGCAUUCGGAAUUGGACAUUAAAGAUGAAGAGCCUAUCAUCGACUCGAUGGCAAAUAAUUACAACAUCAACGUGCAACAAAAUUAUGUAGUCGUUAAAAGUGAACCUCCUCCAGUGACAAAUUAUUACGUCAUGCAACAAAAUCCCCCUAUAACUGGCGUCGUACAAAGAGGGCCAUUCAUACAGCAAGCUGCAUUUGUACAAAGUGGAAUACCUCAAGCACAGCCGGUCCAUUCCGUUCCUUCAGGUUAUUACGUUCAAAGUACCCCAAACUAUGUGGUUCAAAGUUCUCAAUCUGGUUACGGACCUCCUAGACAUCCAGUUGGUCUUCAACCAUCGCAGCAAAUGGUCAUCCAACAAACGCCUCAAAUAAUCGGUGCACAGCAAGUUAUAACCCCUCCAAAUUACGUGCAAUAUAUGGUCAACAAUUUACAACAGAGUGUUCUUAGUACUAGUCUUUCAAAUCCGAGAAUGGCCGUCACUCAACGACCAAAUUACACAAGUACUCAUUUGCAGCCUCGAGGACAAUUAUUGAAUCAGCACAAUCGAAUGGGAUCCAGGUGCCCGCAAAACAGAAUGUCGAGACAAAAUUUGGCACAUCCUAAUGGGGCCGUUAUCAGAAGUAUGCCACUCACGGGAAAUGGAGCAAGGUUUCCCGGUGCUAGAAAUAUGGCUCCACGAAACAUCGUGCCCCGUCAAAAUGCUAGACAUGUGGUACCUCGACUGCAAAAAUUAACGAAAAUAAAUUCUGGGAGUUUAACAGCUACUUCGCAAAACACAACUUCACUAAUUGUUCUUAGUGAUAGUGAUGAUGAAAUCGAAAUGAUAAUUACAGAAAAGCCAAAUGCAGAAGCUGCUUCGGUACCAAGUGCAAGUUCUCUCCGAAAGAAUGUAGGACAACCCAUCGAAAGGCGAAAACCGAUUGUAACUUCAGAAGUUACUGUGUCGAAUCCAAAAAGUACUCUCCCUCCACAAAUCGUACAACGUAUGAGUCAAGGUGGAAUCUCUAUUACUCCAGUAAAAACAAACCCUCCUGCAAAUCCAAACACACAGUUGGUGGUGGUCGUGAAUGAAACGGGAAGCCAUUAUGCUCUUGCGUUACCUAAUGGAAGUAAGCUCAUCCUUACUCCUGAACAAGUGGCCCAAAUUAGAGCAUCUAAUGGAGGCAAACUUAUUUUGUAACAAAUGUAGUGUUUCAAGCCAACUAAAAGCACGUGUGCAAUGUAAUAUUUAUUUUUCCAUAGUCUGUACGCAUUAAAUUUGUUGAUAUUUAAUACAUAACUUAUGAUUAUGUGAAACAUUCUCUAGUCAAUUAGUUUCUUUACAACAAGGUUUUACAUAAAUGAUGAAUCUCACGUCUGCAGGGACAGAGGUAACAAUUACCUGUCUACAAAGGUUUGAAUCAUCGUCAGUUUCAUUGUCUUGCUGAUAAUGCCGGCAUUUAUGUAUAGGGUCCUUGACAUAAAACACCGGAUGCCUUUUAGUAUAAAUAUUUAUUAGGUAAAUAGAUGAUAAUAAGGUUAUUAUUACAAGCGUUCUGCAAGAUAAGACUUUAGUUCGUAGAGAAUAUGUUGGACAGAACCCCGUGGUGUCUUGUAUUGACAUUUUAACAUGAAUUCUACGCGCGAAUAUAUAAUCAAACACUAA